Messenger RNA from Candoia aspera, 1070 nucleotides. It is a transcript of the gene PAFAH1B3, whose product is annotated as platelet activating factor acetylhydrolase 1b catalytic subunit 3. Bases 77 to 754 code for a protein of 225 amino acids. The record is from RefSeq and is a predicted model, not a curated record. Lineage: Eukaryota; Metazoa; Chordata; Lepidosauria; Squamata; Candoiidae. The transcript is spliced from 6 exons. Gene Ontology annotation, cellular component: cytoplasm. Gene Ontology annotation, molecular function: platelet-activating factor acetyltransferase activity.
UUCUGACAGCCUCGCUAUUACCUCUCUAGCGCUACUGGCGCCGCAAGGAAAGCACCCCCACAACCUGCAAGGGACCAUGAGUGAUGGGGACAAGAAUCCCGCCAGCACCCCAACCCCAGUCACUGACGUGCAAGGGGAUGGACGGUGGAUGUCGCUGCACCACCGUUUCAUCGCCGACAGCAAAGACAAGGAACCGGAGGUCGUCUUUAUUGGCGAUUCACUGGUGCAGCUGCUGCACCAGUUUGAGAUUUGGAGGGAGCUUUUCUCUCCCCUGCACGCUCUCAACUUUGGCAUUGGGGGGGAUGCCACCCAGCACGUGCUCUGGCGCCUCCAGAAUGGGGAACUGCAGCAUAUCCGUCCAAAGAUUGUGGUCCUCUGGGUUGGCACCAAUAACCAUGAACACACUGCAGAACAGGUGGCUGCUGGCAUAGAAUCCAUUGUGUGUGUCAUCAAUCAGCAACAGCCACAGGCGCGCGUGGUUGUAUUGGGUUUGCUGCCGCGGGGCAAAACCCCCAACCCGUUACGUGAGAAGAACAGACGGGUGAAUGAACUGCUUGAGAGUAAGGUGCCGCUGCUCCCAAAUGCCUCCUUCCUCGACGUUGACCCAGGCUUUGUGCAUUCAGAUGGGACUAUAAGUCACCAUGACAUGUAUGACUACCUCCACCUGACUCGCAACGGGUAUGCCAGACUCUGCCCUGGACUGCACCGCCUGCUGCUGUGCCUGCUGGGAGAAUGCCAUGCCCAGGCACCCUGACAGGUGCUGUCAGUCCCACCCAAGAUGCUCUUCGCUGGCUUGAGUGACUGCUGGGGCGUAGAAGCUAGAAUGCGGUUGACUCUCUCCAGACAGUCAACGCAGUUUCCCACGGCAGUCCUCGACCUGGUAUUCGGUGCUGGGUACUCGUUUGCUAACUCCAUGAGCCUCGGUGUGGGUUGUUUAUGAGUAUAAAAUUGUUAUUACGAGGGAUGGGGAUGAAUGGCACGUUGACCCGCAGCUGCCAAAAACAGUUUGGCAGAAGACAAGUUAAUGAGGACUUGCCUGUUUUAUGUAAUAAAAAUAACUGCUUAAAAUU